AUGUCUGCGUUGGGGUUCCGCUACCGAGACGCAUUCUCAAGUUCAAUCUCACGCAAGGAAGUACCCGAAACCCCGAAGCUACCUACCUGCCCAAUGACAAGGGUUGGGAUUCCAGCACUCAACAAUCCCAUACCUGGCGGGGAAGGCUCAAAUUUCCCUACCGUCAUGGAAGCUUAUUAG
Messenger RNA from Blastomyces dermatitidis ER-3, 180 nucleotides. RefSeq lists its product as uncharacterized. Lineage: Eukaryota; Fungi; Ascomycota; Eurotiomycetes; Onygenales; Ajellomycetaceae. The transcript has a single exon. Bases 1 to 180 code for a protein of 59 amino acids. The record is from RefSeq and is a predicted model, not a curated record.